AUGUCGACUAUUCCCGGAACGCAGCAGCUGCGCUUCCGAAAACCGUCGCGGCCAUCUUCGGCACGGAGUGCGACUUUACCUUCACCAAAACCCGCGGGGUCUACUGAGAGCCUGCUCAGAGAGAAGACGACCGCCUACAAACCCACAAGCAAGGGAGUUUCAUGGUGCCCAAGCUUCCUCACAGCUGUUAGAAUCCUUCUUCUUGUGCGGUUUUGCUCCGCCAUGUUUUCCAACAUUUCCGACUGUGACGAAGUCUUCAACUUCUGGGAGCCCCUACACUAUUUACAACGAGGCUAUGGGUUCCAAACGUGGGAGGUCUCACCGCAAUUUGCCAUCAGAAGCUGGGCAUACAUCUUUUUGCACUACCCAUUCGCCACAAUAGGUACUUUUCUGUCUAAUGGAAAGGGCGUGUCGUUCUUCGCUGUUCGUGGCGUACUCUCGUUGAUCUCGACAUUAUGUGAAGCAAAAUUAUUCCGUUCAAUUGUCGAGAACGUCAAUGAGCGUGUCGGGAUCUAUUUCUUCUUCAUGCUCUUGACGAGCACGGGUAUGUGGAGUGCAUCAACGGCCUUUUUACCCUCGACCUUCGCCAUGUACUGCAACAUGGUCGCCUUUUCGUUUGCCCUCUCACCAGCUAAGAGCAAACGGCCUGGAUCGACGGAUAUCAGAACGAUGUCGGCGACGUUAUUAUUCGGCGCUGGUGCAAUCGUCGGAUGGCCGUUCAGCAUUCUCGUCUCGCUCCCUUUCGUAUUCGAAGAGCUCUUCGUCUAUAGUGGAGACGUCGUUCCCGAUAGUCUAGCAGGUUCAUGGAUUGUGGAGAGGUGGAUCCGAAUGGUUGGAUCUGUUACGCUAACUUCAUUACUCUUCCUGCCUGUCAUUGGGAUAGACAGUCUAGCAUACGGAAAAUUCGUUGUGGUUCCUUGGAACAUCAUUCGCUACAAUAUUUUCGGCGGCUCAGAACGUGGACCGGACCUCUAUGGCACAGAACCGUGGUAUUUCUAUCUCUUCAACCUCGCUCUCAACUUCAACGUUUUGCUCCCAUUGGCACUUCUCUCUGUGCCAGCAUUGAUUGUCACACACCGUGUUGACUAUAGUCGGUUGGGCAUCAAGAAACACACUGAUCACGAGAGUUCUCCUUAUACUCUCCUCGUUAUUAGACUGGCUCCAUUCUAUCUUUGGUUUGGUGUCCUUACAGCACAGGCACACAAGGAGGAAAGAUUCAUGUUCCCAAUAUACCCUUUCCUUUGUUUCAAUGCUGCCGUCACACUCUAUCUAGUUCGAGGUUGGUUGGAGGCGCUCUACAUUAAAAUGACAUCACAAUACCAGGCAUCGCGUACUUCAACCAUGAGGCUAUUCACGAUGAACGUGAUCAUUGCAACCACAGUAAUUUCUUCGCUUCGGAUAAUCGCACUUUACGCAUACUAUCACGCGCCAAUGACCAUGGUGUAUCAACUGGAACAUGUCGAGUUACCUCGACUCCUCAACGCCACCAAUCUCUUACCGCCUCUACCACCCACUCGUAACAAGAAAUACGAUAACGAUGUCUCUGUGGAUCUUUCCCUCAUCAAAGAGUUCGACCUGCGGUUGUGCAUCGGCAAGGAGUGGUAUCGUUUUCCCAGCCAUUUCCUUGUCCCUGAUGGGAUUGAGGUGCGCUUCAUGAAGACCGCGUUCGACGGUUUGCUUCCACAACCAUUUCCUCCAAGCAAAGGCGAUUCCGUAUGGGCCUGGGAUGGCACACGGGAAUCCUCUCCAGGCUUGAACGACUUGAACAUGGAGAAUCCCACCUUCUAUGUCGAUCCUUCUACGUGCGACUAUAUUAUCGACCUCGACUUUCCCUCGCGUGAAUAUCAAUCACGAGACUCGUGGUUCACCUACGACAAGGCCAACUGGGAAAAGGUUCAUUGUCGCCAGUUCCUAGAUGCCGAAAACUCGCCAGCAUUGUCCAGGAUACUUUGGCUCCCUGGCAAAAGAUGGUGGAACAUGAAUAUGUAUGGUGAUUACUGCCUGCUCAGGAAUCAAGAACGUGCCUCGACGAGAGAGGGGGGAGGAAGCACACUAUAUUGA
Molecule: messenger RNA, 2061 nt
Organism: Serendipita indica DSM 11827
Lineage: Eukaryota; Fungi; Basidiomycota; Agaricomycetes; Sebacinales; Serendipitaceae
Source: the annotation of a GenBank genome assembly